This is a messenger RNA of Sesamum indicum (sesame), 670 nucleotides long. RefSeq names its product Stress responsive A/B Barrel Domain-containing protein. Lineage: Eukaryota; Viridiplantae; Streptophyta; Magnoliopsida; Lamiales; Pedaliaceae. The record is from RefSeq and is a predicted model, not a curated record.
GACUAGCUUCAUGGUACAUUGAGGUUUCACACUUGUGACUGUUGAAAUUGACAAACACACACACAACACACACUGUUUGGUGUAUAUAUUGACCGCUUCUUGCAGCCCAUUUUUGCCUCAUUGAUUUGUAUUCAAGUGGGCAUCAUGGCUGCUGAAUUCAAGCACUUGGUGCUGGUUAAGUUCAAGGAUGAUGUGGUGGUGGAAGAUGUCUUGAAGGGAAUGGAAAAGCUUGUCUCGGAAAUGGACAGUGUCAAAUCCUUUGUUUGGGGUCAAGACGUGGAAAGCCACGAAAUGCUUAGGCAAGGAUUCACGCACGCUUUCUUGAUGACGUUCAACAGCAAGGACGACUUCACGGCGUUCGCCAGGCACCCUAAGCACGUCGAGUUUUCAUCGACGUUUUCCACCGCGAUCGAGAAGGCCGUUCUCCUUGAUUUCCCGGCUGUCAGUUUCAAACCUGCGGCCUGAUCAUUGGGAAAUAAUUAAGAAGCUAAUAAUAGUGUAUAUGUUGAGAGCGUCUUGUGUGUGUAAUAAUGAUAUGAUGAUGGUUUAUUCUUCAUGAUCUCUGUCCCUUUAAUCGCUUGAAGUGACUGUUUUGGAUCUGCUACUGUUCUCAGCAUUGAUGUAUCAGAACUCCUCAUUUGCAUUUAUUAAUGAAUGGAUAGUUCCCAUC